Messenger RNA from Vicia villosa (hairy vetch), 441 nucleotides. RefSeq lists its product as uncharacterized. The record is from RefSeq and is a predicted model, not a curated record. Gene Ontology annotation, molecular function: zinc ion binding. The transcript is spliced from 3 exons. The coding region runs from base 1 to 441 and encodes 146 amino acids. NCBI's taxonomy places the organism in Eukaryota, Viridiplantae, Streptophyta, Magnoliopsida, Fabales, Fabaceae.
AUGUCUCAAAAGUCUGUGUCAAUUGAUAGCUACAGAAGUCACAGAAUGAGACAGGAAUGUCACUGCGGUCUCGAUGCUCCAUUGAUGACGGCCUGGACCGAUACAAACCCAGGACGUCGCUUUUUCGGUUGUGGGAUGUACAAGGUUCAAGGUUUCAAGAAGUGCAGUAACUUUGUUUGGCUUGAUGAGGAAAUGAACCCUAGGGCAAAAGAAGUAAUUUCGUGCUUAAUGCAAAAGUUGAAUGAAGAAAAGCAGAGGGUUAAGGAUUCAUUCGCAAAAGAAGAAGAAUUGAAGAUGAAGAUGAAACUGAUAAAGAAACAGUUGAAGUUUAAUUGGGUCAUGACCAUUGUUGUGUUGUUGCAUGGUUUAUCAAUCAGUGAAGUUGCUUAUGUUAACAGUAGAGGUGCCUAUUGUAAACAAACUGUUGGUGUUGGUCAAUAG